Juglans regia (Persian walnut) is the source of this 728-nucleotide messenger RNA. Its product is annotated as aquaporin NIP1-1-like. Gene Ontology annotation, biological process: transmembrane transport. The transcript is spliced from 4 exons. The coding region runs from base 1 to 519 and encodes 172 amino acids. Lineage: Eukaryota; Viridiplantae; Streptophyta; Magnoliopsida; Fagales; Juglandaceae. Gene Ontology annotation, cellular component: membrane. The record is from RefSeq and is a predicted model, not a curated record. Gene Ontology annotation, molecular function: channel activity.
AUGCGGAGGAAUGGUACCUACAAGGCCCAUGAAAGAAAGGUGCCAGCUUACGUAUUUGCUCAAGUCCUUGGAUCAACAAUGGCAAGCGGAACCCUUCGGCUCACAUUCAAUGGGCACCAGAACUUUUUCGCUGGAACAGUGCCGUCGGGGACUGAACUGCAGUGUUUUGUGCUGGAAUUCAUAAUCACAUUCUACCUCGUGUUCGUAAUAUCCGGUGUUGCCACCGACAACAGAGCUAUCGGAGAGCUUGCUGGCCUUGCUGUUGGCUCCACGGUCUUACUCAACGUCAUGUUUGCAGGGCCGAUAUCGGGCGCAUCAAUGAAUCCUGCAAGAACCUUGGGGCCUGCCUUUGUGCACAAUGAAUACAGGGGGAUAUGGGUAUACAUUGCAGGACCGAUUCUUGGAGCUGUAUCUGGUGGAUUGGUCUAUAAUUUAAUCCGGUUCACGGAUAAGCCCUUGCGCGAGAUCACCAAGAGUGGCUCUUUCCUUAAAGCAUCGAAGAGUAACAGCUCCAUCUGAGAAUUUUGAGGAAAGAACGACAGAGGGAAAGAACAGUACUUGUGUUACAUGUUUUGGUGAUUGCUAGGUGGUACUUGCUAGGAAUCCAGAUGUUUGUGUGUUACCAAAUAAUAUCUAACUUCACAAAUGUAAGCACUAUGCUUUGCUUUCCUUGUUGCAAUUGGUGUCAUAUAUAUGAAUAUAUAACUGCGUAUAAGAUUUUGAAGAAA